GGGGAAGUAGCUCCAGAAGUACCCAGUAUGGUAGAGGCAGUCGUGUAAAUCGCACAAAUCAAUACGAAAUCCUUAAAUCGCGAUAUUCGGUGUAAAGAUUUCUUACAGUUGUUCUUUUCUUGCGAUAGAUAACUACACAUGAUCUUACGUGCAGUUUUUAAAUAAUUAUGUAUGAACUGGAUUCUAGAAAUUGAAUUAUUGAAAAUCUGUUGUGAUUAUAUUAUUGCGUGAAAUUACUUAUUUCUGGCAACAUGUCCCUGCGUAGGACGGUUCCUAGAAGAUUGCCUGAGGGCGAAGAGUUAGAAGCUGCCGGUUUACCUUCGCUAGAGCAAUGUCCUACUUCCGUCAUCUCACUAAUCCGGCAAUGGGUAGCAUGUCUUUCCGCUACGCUAACCAUGGUCAUAGUCGGUACAGUCUACGGAUGGACAACGACUUCACUUGAUCAUCUAACAUCUGGGACUACUGACAUGCCGCUAACGUUAACACACGACGAAUUUUCAUGGAUCGUUUCUGUGACAGUACUUGGUUCAAUGUUCGGUUCACUUGUGGGUGCCCGGUUGGCCGAUCGCCGUGGUCGUAAAUACUGCCUCCUUUUAUGCUGCACAAUUUUCACCUUAGGCUGGUUCAUCAUCUACGUAACAACUUCCGUGACAAUGCUAUACCUUGCUCGGGUGAUUCUCGGUAUAGGCGUUGGCAUUGCCUACACGAUAAAUCCCAUGUACGUGUCAGAAGUCGCCAACAUCAAUAUCAGAGGCGCCCUAGGUACUCUAAUCGCAGUGAACGUAUUUACUGGGUCAUUGCUUACCUGCACCCUAGGAACCUGGCUGGAAUACCGGCAGCUCCUGACGGUUCUUGUAACAAUAUCCUUUAUAUCCAUCUUGCUGAACACGUGUUUCCCCGAAACUCCGUAUUUCUUGCUGACAAAAGGCAAAACGAAGAAAGCACGCAAGUCGAUAGCAUAUUACAAAGACAUAGUAGAUCCUGAAAGAGUGAAAUUCGAACUACGUGCUCUACGCGCAGAAAUCAGAUACGAAUUACACCAACAAUCCGGAGGUGAUUUACCCCUACAAUCAAGAAGCGAUUUACCCUUUCAAUCCGUACGCGGAGCAUACUCAGACUCCUUUUGGGAAGUAGUAGACACAGAAGAAACGUCCGUUUUACACUUACCAUCCAGUAGCGAUUCACCAUCCAUAUCCGCAGUACAUUCAGAAGUCGUAUGCGAAGUACACCAGCGACCCACAAGUGAAUUACACCUACAACCCUCACGGGACUCGCGCCAAUUACACUCUCAAUCCACGAGCGAAAUACACCAGCCAUCCACAAGCGAAAUACACCGACCAUUCACAAGCAAAAUACGCCGAUCAUCCACAAGCGAAAUACACCGGCCAUCCACAAGCGAAGUACACCGACCAUCCACAAGCGAAGUACACCGACCACCCACAAUCAAAAUACACCGAUCAUCCACAAGCGAAAUACACCGGCCAUCCACAAGCGAAGUACACCGACCAUCCACAAGCGAAGUACACCAACCACCCACAAGCGAAAUACACCGACCAUCCACCAGCCAAAUACAGCGACCAUCUGCAAGCGCGAUGCACCCAGAAUCCACAAGCGAAAUACGCCGACUAUCCCCAAACGAAAUAGAAUCAGACCUCAUACGUGUAAUACGAUCCAGUAGCGAUUCACGCACACAAUCCGAUGUGGAUUCACGCACACAAUCCGAUGUGGAUUCACGCGAAUCGUCUGACACAGAUGAGACAUACAUGGAUGAAACUGAACAUACCUUUUUAAGCAAGCUGCGAGUAAUACUACAUGGAAACCACAGGAAAGCUCUGUUUAUCAUGCUUGGCUUGAUCAUGGCACAGCAACUUAGCGGAAACUUCGUCACUACGCAGUAUCUGCAGGUGCUGUUUAGCAAAACUACGAUCGUUAUCAACCCAUACGAAGCGACGGUGUUGGUCCAGCUUGUCAGCCUUAUAUCUGGCACUUUGACCAUCUUAACAGUGGAAUUCAUUGGAAGAAGAAAACUUUUGAUUCUGUCUACGGGUGGGUCGUGUGUUACAUUGAGUAUUUUAGCAACUUAUCUUUUGUUAGCUGAACAUAAGUAUGACGUUUCCGACGUCUCUUUUGUUCCAGUUAUCGACUUAAUUAUAAAUCAAGUAGUGUUUCAAAUUGGUUUAGGCACGUUACCCAAUGUUAUCCUAUGCGAGUUAUUUCCUCCGGAAUUAAGAGGCUUUGUUGGUGCCAUCAUUGUAAUUUUCGAUAGCAUAAUUGGUUUUACCGUGUCGAAACUGUAUCAAGUGAUUACCGAUAAUGUAGGAUCGUAUGUGAUUUACUUUAUCUUCGCGACAUCAUGCUGUUUGGCAUGUCUAAUGCUGUUCAUAUGGGUACCGGAAACGAAAGGAAAAACAUAUCAGGAGAUUGAAGCGCUUCUAGUUGGUAAAAAUUUGAACUCUUUGAAUGAAGAAGUUAGAACCGAUGAAAUGGAUAAUUAAAGAUUCUGACAGGAGAAAUUGCACCGUACAUCCGUUGCACGGUGUCUACUCGGAAUAUUUUAUUUCUCAUUUUUAUUAGUAUAAGGAUAAAGAUCCAUAAUUUUACCACGAUAUGCAAUUUUUGUAGUAACGUAGUUUUCUUCGUUUGUUCAUGUAACUUUAGAAAUGUGUCUAACAAAGGUGAUGGUCAUUUACAAACAUAUCUAUCGUAUAAAUUGACUUGCAUUGAACUUAGAGAAGUACAUGUUCUCAAACUAAACUUUUUAUCCAUUUCAUAACACGAACAAUGUAAGAAUAUUAGUUAAUUCGAGAUAAUUGAACAACAGUUUGUAAAAGUAAGAAAAGUAAUAUAUUAAAGAAUGACAAGGUAACAUAA
This is a messenger RNA of Bombus terrestris (buff-tailed bumblebee), 2871 nucleotides long. RefSeq lists its product as uncharacterized. The transcript has 3 exons. NCBI's taxonomy places the organism in Eukaryota, Metazoa, Arthropoda, Insecta, Hymenoptera, Apidae. Bases 252 to 2495 code for a protein of 747 amino acids. Gene Ontology annotation, molecular function: transmembrane transporter activity. Gene Ontology annotation, biological process: transmembrane transport. The record is from RefSeq and is a predicted model, not a curated record. Gene Ontology annotation, cellular component: membrane.